Neocloeon triangulifer is the source of this 1825-nucleotide messenger RNA. RefSeq lists its product as uncharacterized. The transcript has 6 exons. The record is from RefSeq and is a predicted model, not a curated record. Gene Ontology annotation, cellular component: septate junction; membrane. NCBI's taxonomy places the organism in Eukaryota, Metazoa, Arthropoda, Insecta, Ephemeroptera, Baetidae. Bases 136 to 882 code for a protein of 248 amino acids. Gene Ontology annotation, biological process: regulation of tube size, open tracheal system; septate junction assembly.
UUCGCCAAACCAGCCCUACCCAGCUCGGCGUUUGAUGACAACAAGCGCUCCUCUGGAAAAAUACGUUUUUCCACCUUUCUUUCGGCUUGAAUUAUUUUGAUUUCGCUCGAAAACUGAUCAAAUUCCUCACUCAUAAUGAGCGACAACGCGAGCAGCAACAAGCAAGAGUACCCGAAGGCCUCAGAUUCCAUGGUGUACGGCGGACUGUUGGCCUACUUUGCCGGACUUUUGCUGCUCAUCGCUUUCGCCAGUCCGUACUGGCUCGAGAGUUUCGAUGAAACGUUCAGCUCGUUCAAAAACAUGGGCCUCUGGGAAUAUUGUUUCGACCAAUUCCGAUUCCCCAACUACCAGUUCGACCACCUCUUUGACGGAUGCAACUGGAUUUUCAGUCAGGAGCUUUACCUCAUCAGAGAGUGGCUUGUGCCUGGAUGGUUGAUGGUCGUCCAGACCUGUGUGACCCUGGCGUUGAUCAUCUCCCUGUUCGCCCAAAUCAUGAUUGCCGCAAUUGUCUGUCGCUACCCUCUGCGUCUUGUUCUUGAAUACGAAUGGCUGCUUUCGGGAAUCUGCUUCAUUUGCCAAGUGGCCAGUGGGUUUUUCCUGUUCUUGGCCGUUUGCAUUUUCGGAGGAGAGGCGUAUCGCAGGGACUGGAUGAUGUACCCGCAGUACAACUUCAUUUCCUGGUCCUACGGCCUCUGCGUCUGCUCCAUGUUCUUCCACCUCUUUUCGGCAGCAGCUAUUUACUUUGACACCCGAAACCUGUACGAGAACCGAGAGCAGUCGAACAGCCUAGUGAUGCAAAUGUACCCAACCCAGAGGGCCCACAUUGGCCACAUGGGCGUGCCUUUGUACCCCUCUCAGAGUAGCCACGGUGGCUACUUGUAAUUCACUCUAGUUACUAUGGUAGAAAAACAAGAAUCUCUAGGACCAUACUAAAGGCUUUUAAAAAAUUGAACUUCUCGGAAUUUGGUCCGAUAUCGUGUAAUUAGGUGAAGCAUUCCAACAUUUUUUAAACCAAUGAUCCUCAAAGUUACUACGACGAAAAGGAUCCGUCCAUUUACUGUUGAACUUUUAACAUUAAUUAAUUCCAUUUUAAUUUUAGUUCGCUCUUUCGCACACAUUUUAAGUAUUAUGAUUUCCAAUUGAAUUGGCAGCUCAAAUUACUCUGAAUUUAUAUAAUUUUGGAAGAUUUUCAAGAAAAUCAAAAUACGAGCAGCACUUUUGUGCUGUUUUUUUGUUAAAUUGGUAUAAAAAAAUAUAGAUUUGUUAAGAAAUGUUUUAAAUAAGACCGGAUUUCUAUAAAAAGUAGGACAAACACUGUAUAAUAGACUGCAUUUUGCCUUUGAAGUAGAUUGAAAUUAGUUUUCCUUCCGAAUUUCCAUAUCAGCUGAUACGUUUGCAGAGAUUUAGGUAGGGCACGCAUGUGCCUGCCAAGAGUGCGUAAUCGUGCACAAAAUUGAAUGUAAAUAUACUAGUGCCUCAUGAAUUUUUCAUGUGUUUGGAGAAGCCUAGGCUUUCUUUGUGAAACAGGGUUUGCAAGACUUGAAAUGUAUAGACCACGAAAAGCAAGGGGUGAAAUAAUUUCUCGCACUGAUAACAUCCCCGCACCGCGGCCUUGACUUUUAUUAUAUUCCAGCAAUAAUGAAUUAGGCUUGCAAAUGCGACCAAAAUUAUAAUGUACAAGAAACGCGCAGGCUAAUAGCGUGCGUAUUAUGGAAUACACGAAGGAAAAAAGCUCGACCUUGUGAUUUGGCCAGCAGAGUGUGUAUUAUAUAUUUUACUCGGGAAAAUUACCAACAAUAAAAAAUGACGUAAAAUUCUUAUCAGG